AUGGACGCUAUUUCCGGCCAAAAUCCCCACUCCUUUCGACAUGUAGCGGCCCAGGUAGUCUGUGAGCUGUUGUUGGACCUGGUCGACCGUGUUGGAAGACUCGAUCACCUUCUGGGUGAGUCCCGAGUCGCCGUGGUGCGAUGUACACCACUCGUCCAUCUGGUCCAUUCUUUCCUUUGGGUAGUGAACCACGGCCUCGUAGCCGGUCUCGUCGAUCAGCCGGAGGUGUUUGUCGGUGAUGAGACAGCAGACCUCUAUGAUAUGGUCGUUCUGGAGGUCGAGUCCGGUCAUUUCACAGUCGACCCAGACGAUGGGCAACAGAUGGUCGUAUUUGCCGUUGACGGGCUCCAACGGUUCGAGCUGCGGCACGGCCGGCGUUUUGGGCUUGAGGAUUCCGCUGAGACUGAACAUCGAUUUGCCGAAUCCGGUGCUGUACGGUCUUGCAAGGGAGAAUGUCCUGAGACUUGUUCGGAGCAUAUUUUUUUAGAAAAUUAUUUGGUGGGUUUACUGGGGGUGGGGGGAGCGGAAAAGCUUUAUCGCAAAGUGGCGAUCUUCAAUACUCUUUAUCGCGCAGUCGCUAUCCCCACUCAAGCUACACACCCUCUGUCUUUUCGGCCACCAGCGCAGACUCGUUGA
Messenger RNA from Ogataea philodendri, 636 nucleotides. RefSeq lists its product as uncharacterized. The record is from RefSeq and is a predicted model, not a curated record. Lineage: Eukaryota; Fungi; Ascomycota; Pichiomycetes; Pichiales; Pichiaceae. The transcript has a single exon. The coding region runs from base 1 to 636 and encodes 211 amino acids.